Molecule: messenger RNA, 980 nt
Organism: Setaria italica (foxtail millet)
Lineage: Eukaryota; Viridiplantae; Streptophyta; Magnoliopsida; Poales; Poaceae
Product: non-specific lipid transfer protein-like 1
Exons: 3
Coding region: 335-847 (170 amino acids)
Biological process (GO): lipid transport
Molecular function (GO): lipid binding
Source: RefSeq, a predicted model, not a curated record
UAUGGAUACAGUUCGUGGACAUAGAGAGAGGGAGAGGAAUGAACUGCAUUUGAUUAAGCGAUCUUAGCUUAGCUAGCUGGAUAGAGAUCUCACAGCUAGCAUUCGAUUGAUCCUACUGUACAAGAUAACCAAACAAAUGGCAGCAUGCGUUAGGAAUGAACUGCACGAUAAUUUAUACGCUUAUCGCCCGGCUAGAUGCCAAAGCAUGUGCAGCGGCCGCGCAGCCUCCCCUCUCCUCCCUCCCUCCCUCCCACUUCCCUAGCCCACAGCCAGCGCCAGCCUCCCCUCUCCUCGCGCGGCCGCUAGUCGCGACACCAACCAAGGAACCAACCACAUGGCGCGCCUCGGCCUCGGCCUGCUCGCGGCGGUGGCCGUCCUCGCGCUGGCGUCCGGCGCGGCGUCGCAGGCGCCGGCGCCGGCCCCGUCGUCAUCGGUGGACUGCGGGGCGGCGGUGACGGGGCUCCUCCCGUGCCUCUCGUACGUGCAGCAGGGGAGCUCGCAGGGCAAGCCGGCCAUGGAGUGCUGCGCCGGCGUCAAGGGCGCCCUCAAGAGCCCGGCCACCGUCGCCUGCCUCUGCGCCGCAUUCAAACAGAAGUACCCCAUCGCGAUCAACAUGACCCGCGCCGCCACGCUGCCCGCCGCGUGCGGCGAGGACCAGGCCGCCUUCAGCAAGUGCAACAUCAAAGUGCCCGGCGCCCCUACUGAAGGUCCUGCACCUGCUUCUGGAUCGGCACCUGCCGCCAGCAGCCCAGGCGCAUCGAAGUCGGCGGCAGCCCGAUCGCCGGUCUCAGCGUUCGCCGUCGUAGCCGCUGUGGCCGCGCCUCUGCUCUCUUACUACUACCUCUGAAGAUUUGUUGGAUGAUUUGAUUAUUUCGUUUGUGGAUUGCUGUGAAUCUCGUGAUGUGCAUCGAAUUGUGCCAUAAUUCAGUGAGACUUGAAUUGGGAGAGGCUGUUGCUGUUCCUCUUCGCCCGUGCUUGUG